Messenger RNA from Drosophila hydei, 2631 nucleotides. Its product is annotated as ATP-binding cassette sub-family G member 4. Bases 280 to 2313 code for a protein of 677 amino acids. Lineage: Eukaryota; Metazoa; Arthropoda; Insecta; Diptera; Drosophilidae. The transcript has 10 exons. The record is from RefSeq and is a predicted model, not a curated record. Gene Ontology annotation, cellular component: plasma membrane. Gene Ontology annotation, molecular function: ABC-type transporter activity; ATP binding; ATP hydrolysis activity.
UGUGUGUGUGUGUGCGAGUGAGUGAGUGAGUAUGUGCCUGCCUGCCAGCCGCCACUCUAUCAUUCUUCCUUCGUUCGUUUUCAGUACAUUUUCGCUUCUCGGUGCAACAAGUCGUCAUUGUCGUCGUUGUUGCUGUUGCACGCCCGCUACGCUGCUGUCGCAAAGAGACUGAGGAGACUGGAUAGCCGCGCCACAAUAACAAAUACACUCCCAAAUAGAAAGUGAACAAGCCAAACUGAGCUGAAGAUGCCCUUCUCCGAUCUCCGAUAAAAACGCAGAAUGCAGUGCAAUCAUCACCUGAAGGGAGUCAACUGCUCCCAAAGCGGCAGCUCGCUCGACUACAGCAGCGAUAUAAACGCUAUUAGCGUGGAACUGGCUGACGUUGAAGACAAUCCAUCAAUUAAUGGACUGAAGUACUUACCUCUCUGGCCAGCGGUAAACAUAGAGUUCUCUGGACUAACGUACGAAGUGCCUGAUCAGGGAAAUGCCCAAAAGGCAAAACAAAUUUUACGUGACGUAAAUGGAGAGUUCCGAUCUCACGAGCUAACCGCGAUCAUGGGACCCUCUGGAGCAGGAAAGACAACCCUUCUGAAUUUACUGGCAGGAUUUGGUGCCGUUGUUUCAUCUGGCGAGAUCCUGGUCAACAACAGUCCGCGGAACAUGCGAAUCUUUCGCAAGAUGUCUCGCUACAUUAUGCAGACAGAUAUUCUCGACCUACAGUUCACUGUGAGAGAGCUGAUGCUCUUAGCGGCAAACUUGAAACUGGGCAAUGAAUUAAAGUUGGCCCAAAAGCUUGAAGUGAUCGAAGAAAUCUUGGGCAUGCUCCGCUUAACAAGUGCACAGAACACAAAGGCAGAAAAGAUUUCAGGCGGAGAGCGCAAACGGCUUUCAAUUGCGCUGGAACUGGUUAACAAUCCACCUAUUAUUUUCUUGGACGAGCCAACAACCGGACUGGACGAUCUAUCAAGCUCACAAUGCAUUUCGCUUCUGAAAAUGUUGGCAAACGGCGGUCGCACUGUCAUCUGCUCCAUCCAUACGCCGUCUGCCAAGAUUUUCGAUAUGAUUGACAAGGUGUACGUGCUCGCUGAGGGUCAGUGCAUUUACCAGGGAAGCGGAGCGAACAUUGUGCCUUAUAUGAAUCACAUCGGCCUAUCUUGCCCGCUCACAUACAACCCAGCUGACUUCAUAAUCGAAGUGGCGUGCAAUGAGUACGGCAACAGCUACCACGAGCGCAUGGUGACGGCCGUGAACAAUGGAAGGGUCGCACGAUGGGGUCCAUCUACUGGUAACGGCAAGGAAACUCCAACCAAAUCGGAUACGACAUCCGGUGCAUCCUCAUACUACGAGGUCGAACAGUUCGAGGAGGAAAUCAACCCGAAAUUAUUAAUUUCCAAGUCCACCUGGUGGAUGCAGUAUAAAUUGCUCCUCACACGUAUGCUCCUCCAAAUGUGGAGGGACAAGUCCUACAUCAAGCUGAAAUUUUAUAUGAACUUAAUUCUUGCGUUGCUUGUCGGCUGCCUCUAUGAAGGAGUGGGACGACAGGCUUCGAAAGCCCUAUUUAAUUUUGGCUUUAUGUUCACCAUUGUCAUAGCUUACCUAUAUCUACCCAUGAUGCCAGUGCUCUUGCAAUUUCCCACAGAGAUCAAGCUCCUGAAACGCGAAUAUUUCAAUCAGUGGUACCGACUGAGCUCUUACUACGCCGCAAUGAUCUCUGCGAAACUUCCCUUAAUGUUUGUGCUCGCCGUCAUAUACCUGUCAAUUGUGUACUUAAUGUCAAGCCAGCCCCUGGAAUGGUUCCGCUUCGCCAUGCUGUUCACUGUAGCUUUUCUAACGGCCUUAACCUCAGACAGCUUUGGCCUCAUGAUAUCCAGCAGGCUUAGCUUGGUGAAUGGCAUGUUCAUGGGACCAGUUGUUGCCGUUCCCCUAAUUCUGCUUUCUAUUUACGGCAUGGGCUACGGGAAGGAUACAUACAUCUCGCCAAUUAUGCGGUUUCUGAUGUCGCUCAGCUUCCUACGCCACGGCCUGGAGGGUCUAGUGGCUGCCUUAUAUGACUAUGGUAGAGGCGAUACGAUUUGUGAUACAGAAAUCUUCUGCAUGUUUAAGAAGUCACAGUUUUUAUUGGUGUUCCUUGGAUUUGAGAACAUAAGCUAUUUGUGGUCCGUCAGCUGUUUAUUUGGCUUCUACAUUGCGUUCACAGUUGCUGCAUAUCUGAUGCUACGUCAUCGGCUAAAACAAUCGGUAGCAAAUCCGAUUGUAACCUUUGUAUUCCACAUGCUGACAAAAUAUUUCAAUUUCACUUCAUAUAAAUAUUAAAAAUUUAUUUCGGGAAAAAAUUACAAUUGCAAUAAUGUAUGAACAUGUUUCUUUGUGAAUAGCAAUUAAGUAGUCGUAUAAAUAACGUAAUAUAUAAGACCUUGUGAUAAGUUUUACGCGUCCCAAGUGGUAACCUCUUUAAAACUUCCCGCCAAGGCCGAGUAAUGUUUAAAGCGGAUAAGCAUCACAUUCCCCUUUUUACAGUUAUACACUUGUGUUACCAACCCUAUAAGUAAAUAAGCUGGAAUAAGCUGAUAUUCAAAUAAACUAAGUGAUAUUUUAGUCAAAGAUAACUAUCAUUGUAUAAAAUAACGAAGA